Molecule: messenger RNA, 655 nt
Organism: Cicer arietinum (chickpea)
Lineage: Eukaryota; Viridiplantae; Streptophyta; Magnoliopsida; Fabales; Fabaceae
Gene: UBQ5
Product: ubiquitin 5
Biological process (GO): translation
Cellular component (GO): ribosome
Molecular function (GO): structural constituent of ribosome; protein binding
Source: RefSeq, marked validated
AAACCAUUCGUUGCGAGAGAGCUUGACACACUUUCCACCAAGAUGCAGAUCUUCGUGAAAACCCUAACGGGUAAGACGAUCACCCUCGAGGUGGAGUCUUCCGACACAAUCGACAAUGUCAAAGCAAAGAUCCAAGACAAGGAAGGAAUUCCACCAGACCAACAGCGUCUCAUCUUCGCCGGAAAGCAGUUGGAAGACGGCCGCACUCUCGCCGACUACAACAUCCAGAAGGAAUCAACUCUCCACCUUGUCCUCCGUCUCCGCGGUGGCGCUAAGAAGCGUAAGAAGAAGACCUACACCAAGCCAAAGAAGAUCAAGCACAAGCAUAAGAAGGUGAAGCUCGCUGUUCUUCAAUUCUACAAGGUUGAUGAUUCUGGAAAGGUGCAGAGGUUGAGGAAGGAGUGUCCUAAUGCUGAGUGUGGUGCUGGAACUUUCAUGGCGAAUCAUUUCGAUCGUCAUUACUGUGGUAAGUGUGGACUCACCUACGUUUACCAGAAGGCUGAAGCUUGAGUUUCUAUAUUUUAGUUUUGCGUUUUGUUUUGGCUGAACUUUUUAAUGUUUUGGUUUUAAUGGAUUCGUUUUGAAACUUUUAAUAUUUUGUUAGUUGAAUAUAAAAUAUCAGAUUCUGAUAUGUUUUGAAUUAUGAUUGUUGUGG